This is a messenger RNA of Setaria italica (foxtail millet), 1381 nucleotides long. RefSeq lists its product as uncharacterized. NCBI's taxonomy places the organism in Eukaryota, Viridiplantae, Streptophyta, Magnoliopsida, Poales, Poaceae. The coding region runs from base 119 to 1198 and encodes 359 amino acids. The record is from RefSeq and is a predicted model, not a curated record. The transcript has 11 exons.
UCCAUAUCCAUCCAGUUUUUUUUUUUUGACCAGUUCCACCGCUUAAUUCGCAGGACCGCGCCACCGCCCACCGCGUCCCCUCCCCGCCCUCCGGCGAUCACCUCCGGCGGCCGCGGCCAUGCGGAGCCGGGGCUCCUCCGACCGCCUCGAGGCGCUCUCCCUCGAGAUCGAGCGCAAGCUGCAGAAGGUACCGACCGGGGCUCGCCUUUUGGAAAUCCCUGCGCGGGCAUUAUUCGCAGAUAUUGCAUUGAAGGUGGAUGAUCGUGCCCGAGAUGCGAUUAUGAGCGAGAAUGAUGAUGGCAUUGCUCCAUUAGAUGAACGAGAAGAUGGUUGGCUGUGCUUCUAUGAAAUUCUUGCUAAUCAUUUUGUUAGAGUGCCUGAAAGUGGGAGGCGUAUACUUGAGUUGAUAGUGCAACUCUGGAGCCAGUCCUUCGCGUCCAACAUAUUUUCCCUUCUUCUCCACAAAUGGUUGUUUGAAGCCCCUCUUGAUGGAAAGGAAAUACCACUAAGAUACAGCUCUGCUCUUGUUCAAGGUGCUACAAAUGUUUUUUGGAUUGACAUACAGACAAAUACAAGACAUUUUCUCUCCUUGUAUCAUUAUCUCCUUGAAGAUGUUGCUCUAGUCCCUGACCGACUUAAUAAAAUAUCAUUACAGGCUGGUAGAGACCUUUUCCUUCUGCUCUCUAGAUUCAUGUUCUUCUAUGAUCAGGAUCAUUUGCUCUCUCGUUUCCUAGAGCAUUUUCCCACUUUUCCAAAUUCUUUCUUGGUUGGUGGUCCAGCAGAUUACUUUGUAAUUGAUCUCACAGAUCAGCUUCAAAAGCUAAAAAUUGAGCCAGUGCUACUGCACUACCUCUCCCGCAUGAGCAUACUUCAAGGGUUGGAACUGAGGUUGAGUACAAGCACCAGAUUAAAGGCCUGCCUCUACAGCUUCACUUCUCCUGGUGGUCCUACGUACCCAACACGAGCGGUGCGGCAUGCAGCCUGGAAUACACUGGAUUUGCUUUUCCCUAUUGGUCGCUACCCUAGGCAUGUGAUAAGCCUGUUCUUCCGGCUGCUGUAUCCAUGGUACUGGCCUUCCUCUUGCUGGAACUUCGUGAUGACCUGUGCCAUGACUGUCUACUACUACAUCCUAAACCUGCUCGUCUCAACCUGGGAGAGCCUGAGGCGGCCUAGUCACCGGAGAACGCACGAAGAGUGAAGACAUCUUGUGUUGUUGUUUUGUUCAUUUUCUUCUGUUUUUCGUGCAAGCAGUGUAGUAAAUAUAGUAGCUUUUGUGUUUGUGCAAACAACAUGUUCUGUAUAAACUGCUACGUUUGUUCAGCUGUCUAUAUAGGACGAGGAACAAAAGGUAAUGAAGGAGAGCAUGUGCAUUUCUGACUUC